Messenger RNA from Dromaius novaehollandiae (emu), 755 nucleotides. RefSeq names its product extracellular fatty acid-binding protein-like. The record is from RefSeq and is a predicted model, not a curated record. Gene Ontology annotation, molecular function: small molecule binding. The transcript has 7 exons. The coding region runs from base 31 to 576 and encodes 181 amino acids. Lineage: Eukaryota; Metazoa; Chordata; Aves; Casuariiformes; Dromaiidae.
CUGGGUGAAGCUGGAGGAGGCUGUGGCGAGAUGAGGACCAUCAUACUGAGCCUGGGGCUGGCCCAGCUCUGCUUGCUGCACGUGGAGGCUGAGGACCAGGGGCCUGCGGAGAUAGACAAGAGCAAGAUUGCAGGGAAAUGGCACAUUGUUGCUCUGGCUUCAGACUCUGAAGGCUACCUCCGUAAGAAGGAUGAGCUGAAGAUGGCAAUGGCCAACAUCUCGCUGCUGAAGAAUGGCACCCUGAAAGUCUCCUUUGCUAUUCCCACCUCAGAGGGAUGUAAGAAAUCAGAGCUGAUCUUUAAGAAAACAGGUGUCCAGGGUGAAUUCUACCGCUCUGAAAAAGGUGAUAAAACAGCGCAGGUGAUGAAAACCGACUACAAGAGCUAUGCAAUGAUAUUUGUAUCCAGAGUGAAGGAUGGGAAGACCUUGCAUAUGCUGAGGCUCUACAGCAGAACCCAGGAGGUGAGCCAAGAAAUCACAGAGCUGUUCAGGAAGCUUGCCAAUGAACUGGGCUUCACCGAUGAAAUGAUCAAGAUGCUGCCCAGCCAAGAGGAAUGUGGCAUUGAAGAACCAUAGGAGGCACAGGACUGGCUGAUGGAUGUUCCUCUCUAAGAAAGGCAAAACCCACACUCUGAAGCUCCAGGCUGCCUCUGCCAUCCCUCUUCUGAGCACAGUGGUCAGGGCUCUGAUGCAUCGUCUGCUUCUCCAGUGUGUACUCCCUUCUCUUUAACAAAUAAAAAGAAUCAGGUCUUCCA